AUGCGAACCAUAAUUGUCAGUGAACACCAUACUGUAGAUGGGGACAUCAUGCAGGUCUUCCCGGGUGACUUCAGCCGCGGCGAGCCACCCGUCCACUUCAACCUAGUUCGCGACAGCCUUCCUUCACAAGAUAGCCUUCUCCUACAAAAUGCUUCCAAUACAAUUGAAGAGCUCGUCGGCGAAAGGGGCCCUCUGCUCGUAUCCUUGUACUUCAAGCAUGUACAUCCCAUGAACCUCGUGGUUUGUAAGGCAAACUUCCUCCGCGCCUACGCAGCGAUGGCGACUUCCGUUCCAGCGUCAUUGCGUGGUGUCAUCUACGGUCUUGGUGCCAUGUCGUGGAAUCGUGAUCCUGAACUGAGGCUUCUCCCGUCACCGAGCUCACAUAGCCUCUUCCGACAAGCCCACUCUGCUCUCCAGAUCGAAUAUCACCUCCCCAAUCAGUGGACACUCCAAGCCUCGCUCCUUCUUAUUCAUGAGCGGCCUGGAGAUAAUUUCACCAUGGAGACGCCAAGAACAUGGAUCCUCUCCUCGCAGUCUACAGCCAUCGCCCAAAUGCUGGGACUCCACCGGGACCCCAAGGACUGGAACAUCGCAGCGUGGGAGAAGCGCAUGCGGAAGAAAUUAUGGUGGUCUUCAUAUAUAACCGAUAUAUGGAGUUGUGUAUGCCACGGAAACGCUCCUCAUAUCAACAAAGACUCCUUUUCAACCGCACUAGUCGAUGUCGAGGAGAUAGCGGAGGAGGAUGAGAUUGACGAGGACUUGCAACAACAAUUUCUAGGCCCCCGCGAUGUUUCUGCAAAUGUGACAGCGCGUGCCCGGUUUGUCGAAUCGGUAAAGCUCAGCCGAAUCCUCCACGAGCUGCUUCAUUCUUUUUACUCUGAUGAAGCAUAUAAACGAAAUCUUAGCAACCCUUCGGCGGGCGAAUCAAAGCUCCUCGAGAUUGACGCACAACUGGAAAGCUGGAUGCUGCUGCGUGCAAGCUGUGUCGGCAGCGCAUCUUCCUCGAACCCCCGGGACUUCAGUACAAAUGGUCAGCCAAAGAUUCACAAUUCCGAUGUGGUGUGUAGCUUGAACUUUGUGAUUGACCAGUCGAUAGGCCCGUUACACCUUUCAUACUUUGCAGUCAAGGCACUUCUCUUCCGGGCCCUCAUGUGGCCGAUAAACGUAACCUCCAAGGCGGACCCCAACUCAUCUCUCCGACGGUAUUUUAGCAAAGCGCUGGGUGAAUUCGACCGAUUUUUGGAGUUUAUCAUGAAGAUCGACGCGCAUUCUUUGAACUGCUUCUGGGGAGCUCAUGCCCGGUCUCAGCUUGUUUUGUGUGGCAAUUUCAUCGUAUCCUUGUUUCUCAUGGCCCCCACGCCCGAUCAGGUGCAGGCGACCUUCCGCCUGCUUGAAAGCACCCAGUCCGCGCUGAAGAUCUGGAGAGAAUUGGCGGACAACGAGGAUGCGAUUUCCCUGCUCCGCCCUACUCUUCUCCGCAUCGAUACGUUAUUCACGCAGGCGGCGCGGAUGAUGGACACUGGGAAUAUCUGA
This is a messenger RNA of Clonostachys rhizophaga, 1533 nucleotides long. The record is from the annotation of a GenBank genome assembly. Lineage: Eukaryota; Fungi; Ascomycota; Sordariomycetes; Hypocreales; Bionectriaceae.